Molecule: messenger RNA, 3107 nt
Organism: Talaromyces stipitatus ATCC 10500
Lineage: Eukaryota; Fungi; Ascomycota; Eurotiomycetes; Eurotiales; Trichocomaceae
Product: conserved leucine-rich repeat protein
Exons: 1
Coding region: 90-3107 (1005 amino acids)
Molecular function (GO): protein binding
Source: RefSeq, a predicted model, not a curated record
CUACCUUCAUAUACUGAUCGAGGUGCGGUAUAUGUAGCAUGCGCGUCUUUGAUUUAUGAAUGCGUCAAUGAUCUAGUCAAACUGCAACAAUGCAACAAACCAAAAUGCCAGAUCGCCCAAGCGGCAUACCUCGACCAGUCUCCAGAAUCCCGUUGCCCACUCAGACGACCGUGAAGACCCUAAAGCCAUCGCCAUCCAGAGAACGACUCCAAGCUGACACUGGAAUUGACCUUCGCCGUCUGCGGCGACCCUCACAAGAGACACUGACACGCAAACUCUCGAGCCAACACCUGAGACGACGCGAAUCAACUCAGACACUACACAGUUUCAUCGAGGAUGCAGAAUCACCGGUAGAGUUCGACGGAGAGACAUGGAAUACGUCUCGCGGCCGUACUGAUCCUCUUUCGCCAGGGGCACCGUCACUUUCUGAUCGCACAAUCGAAACCUUAUCACGAAUCCCUCCGUCUCCAUCACCGCACAAUAGAAGAACACUUCAUAUAGGACACGACACAUCAAUGGGCCCUCCGUUGCGACCUGCCUCCAGGGUGAAUGACUACUCCCGACCGCCAUCGAGAUCCUCGCAGCACUUGGGCAUUGAAGAGGGAGACGGUGUGCCAUCUCCCACUGCCAGGAGGGCAUCAUCAAGACUCUCUUCUGUGUCCAUGUCGAGCCGAGAGUCUGUACCGUCACAGCUUCCCAACAAGACUACAGAAUCAGCAACAUCAAUAAAUUCAACCCGGAGACAAAGUCUAGGACCCGGAAAACGCAGUUCAAUGAUUGGAGCCCCCUCGAAGCGUGGGGACACUCUGCCUUUGAGGUCUGCACGCGUUCCUGGAAACAAUGACGGUGCGAGUGGCCGGCCCAAGCCGAGGCUGUCUUUGUCGUCUGCUUUUGUGAAGCCGACACCGGACGAAGUCACUCCAUCUUCAGUUACUGUCAAGAAAACCAGACAACCACCGUCAAAUAUCGGAUCAAAUAUGACUUCUCCCUCGUCAAUUGCAUCCAAAAACUCGUCAAACGGUUCAGAUCAGACUGUCGAACCCGACACAGAGAUUCGCAAGGUCUCAAAGUCGUCCAAUGCGUUACGUGAAAGCAUUGCGAAAGCAAAGGCAGCCAGGAAGACCGCCAGACAGAGUAGUACUGGUCCUGCUGCUCGUGACGUAUGGGAUAAUAUCGAGGUGCAAGAUCCAUUUGGCCAGCUUCUCAAAGACGGCGGUAAUAAGGCAGUGCUGCAGAAACGAGUAGACACUGCCAGAAAGUCUGGAUCUCUGAACAUUGCAGCGUUGGGCUUGUCUACUUUGCCAGACGAGGUGCUCAAAAUGUAUGAGUACGAUCCAAACUCCAAUUCUGACUGGUUUGAGAACGUCGAUCUUGUCAAAUUCAUUGCAGCGGAUAAUGAGUUGGCUACGCUACCGGAUGCAGCUUUUCCGGAUAUUGAUCCUGAAGAUCUUGACAUGGAACACGAAAGCAAAGGCAAUCAAUUCGGAGGGUUGGAGAUCUUGGAUCUUCACGGUAACGUUCUUCAGAGUCUGCCAAUGGGGCUGAGGAGACUACAGCGGUUGACCUCUUUGAAUCUGUCAAAUAACCAACUUAAGAUGGAGGACAUUGCAGUGAUUGCGCAGCUUCAUCAACUGAUUGACCUCAAACUGGCAAACAACAACCUGAAAGGAACGUUGCUAUCAGGUAUAUGUCAGCUUUCGAAUCUGGAAGUCCUUGAUCUGCAUGGUAACAGCGUCAAUCUUCUUCCUAAUACUACUUCCGAGCUUAGAAGCUUGAAGACGUUGAACCUCGCCGAAAAUGAACUUACAUGGCUGCCGUCAAUAGCAUUAAGCAAACUUCCGUUAGUAGAAUUGAACGCUUCUCGAAACAAACUCCAGGAUACAUUGUUCGAGUCGACCGGGGAAGGAUUCAGGAAUCUGCAAUCACUGAAUGUUGCAUUUAACUCGCUAAAUAAAUUAUCUGAAGAUGAUGGCUUCAAUCUGCCGAACCUACAGUUUUUGCUAGUUGAUGCCAACCGUCUCAAAUCUUUGCCAUCUUUGGUAGCUUGUCGAUCACUUUUGAGGAUAACAGCAGAGGGCAAUGGUAUCACAACGUUGCCAGACGGGUUCUUUGACUUGAGGAACCUCAAACACGUGGAUCUCACUGCUAAUGAUUUGAGCAAGCUGGACGAACGUAUUGGUUUGAUGGAGAACUUGGUCACAUUCUGCAUUGCAAAUAAUCCUUUGAGAGAAAGAAAGUUCUUAACAAUGGAUACGGAGGAUCUCAAGAAUGAUCUACGCUAUCGCUGCGCGCCGCCGGCGACAGCCAGUCCAGAUAACGAUGGGGCACCGGUACCACGGGCCCGAAGUGAAGCGGGUGAUGAAGAAGAAGAAGGCUCCGUGGCGACUGAGUUCACGUUGGCUCCAGAAAGUCCCAGUCAUUUGAACCGUUGGAAAGUGAAGACCGGGGGUGUCCUCGAUCGUUCCGCUACCGAAAUGACAGAGCUGGACGCUGACGAGCUGAAACCUUUAUUAUCAAACUACGACAUCAAAUGUCUUUACCUUCAGCGGAACAAGCUUCAAACGUUUCCAGUUCUCGCACUCAAUCUCAUCUCGACUACUCUGAUUGAUCUAGAUCUAUCCAAGAAUCCUUUGAAAACAGACCAGCUGUUUGCAGAGUCUGUGUCCUUUCCUCAGCUGCAAAGUCUAACUCUGAAUGGAAGCGGGUUGACUGCAGUCGACUCUCUAUUCGAGAAUCUCACUGCCCCCGCCUUAAAGUUUCUUGAUAUAUCCAACAACCGUCUCACGGGCUCUCUACCGCUUGCUCGACAACACUAUCCUAAACUAAUCACAUAUCUCGCAGCGGACAACCAACUCUCCAGUCUCGAAUACGAGGCAGUCAAGGGGCUGCAAGUAUUAGACAUAAGCAACAACGACAUCGACUUCCUACCACCAAAAAUUGGAUUACUAGGUGGAGAAGACGGCGGAGGGCUUAAACGUCUGGAAGUUGCCGGAAACACAUUUCGUGUUCCGCGAUGGCAGGUCGUUCAAAAGGGGACUGAAGCUAUUCUGGAAUGGUUGAAGGGGAGAAUUCCGGCUGAUGAGCUGAAUGCCGAGUCGGAAGUUUAA